Ziziphus jujuba (common jujube) is the source of this 3281-nucleotide messenger RNA. RefSeq lists its product as uncharacterized. The record is from RefSeq and is a predicted model, not a curated record. NCBI's taxonomy places the organism in Eukaryota, Viridiplantae, Streptophyta, Magnoliopsida, Rosales, Rhamnaceae. The coding region runs from base 202 to 2922 and encodes 906 amino acids. The transcript is spliced from 3 exons. Gene Ontology annotation, molecular function: zinc ion binding; protein binding.
AUUGCAAGAGCACCCCUCUGGAAUUUCUACUUGUUCCUACUCGGCCCCAUUUUUUCACACUUACUUUUCAAUCUGACCCUUGCCCUCUACAACUUGUAUAGUCGGAAUCGACUCUCUUUUUUCACUAUUUCCGAAAGGCCCCUAAAUCUAGAAUUUUCUCUCCAUCUAAAAAGCUCUGCACCUUCUUUCCUGUUCUUUCUGAUGGCGAGGACAAAGCUUAUUCUAAUAUGUCAGUCACUUGGUGAAUUUGUCACAAAUGACGAUGGAUCCUUGUCGUAUACUGGGGGAGAAGCUCAUGCUGUAGAUAUCAAUCGUGAAACUCUAUUUGAUCAUCUAAAGUUAAAAUUAGCUGAAUUAUGGAAAUUCGAAUAUAAAUCAUUGUCCCUCAAGUAUUUUCUUCCAGGAAAUAGGCAUACUCUCAUAACUUUGUCUAGUGAUAAAGAUCUGAAGAGGAUGUAUGGUUUCCAUGAAAAUUCUGUAACUGCUGAUGUUUUUGUCAUGGGAAGAGCACGUUCUGAUGAUGAAGCAUUAAACUUGCAUAGAAGGCAACGUGGAAUCAAACUAGCUGAAACUGUUAAACCUCUUGCAGUCUCCACAACCAUUGCUACCACAUUUCAUGCUGCUAAUGCUCCUAUUGCGUUCAUGAACUCAAAUACAAUAUCUGGUGAUGCUAAUCCCUCAGCUGAUCCAUAUACUACCACUGUUGUUCCAGUUGUGCCCUUGUCUCUUCCUGUAUCAACACCAGGUGACUCUGUCAUACCUGACAAAGCAACUGCUCAAAGCCUCAAUGUAUUGCCAAAUGUCUCAAAGCUCUUGCCUGCCUGUACCGCCACAGAUGAUGUGGUUUUCCCCAGUCCCACUCCAAGUGGUUCUACUGCAGUUGUCACUGACCCAAAUUCCCGCUGCUCAACCAUAAUUGAUAAUGAUCUGGAUUCUAGCCCUGCUGAUACCGUGAAGAAACGGAGACGAACUGCAUCAUGGAAAAUUAAAGCAAAUUGUACCCUUGUUCCUGUUCCUGAAAAAGAUGAGGGUAAAAGGAAAACUACACCUAGGAAAAAGAAUAUCUUAAAUUGCAGUACUGCAAUAGCAACCGAAGAGGCAGGGCAGAGACAAGAUAGUAUACCUUGUACAGAUAGUUCUAGUGAUUACUCUAUUAUGGCCAGAACUAAUGAUAUUCCACCAGAAAAGUUAGUUGCAUUGUGGAAAGAUGGGAUCACCGGUGUAGGUCAGGAAUUCAAAAGUGUUUAUGAAUUUCGUGAUGCCCUGCAGAAAUUUGCCAUUGCUCAUCGUUUUAUGUACAAGCUAAAAAAGAAUGACACCAAUCGUGCAAGUGGCAGAUGUAUAGCAGAAGGAUGUUCUUGGAGAAUUCAUGCUUCAUGGGAUUCAUCUACACGAUCAUUUAGGAUAAAAAAUAUGAACAAAUCACAUACAUGUGAAGGGAAAUCCUGGAAGUCUGUUCAUCCAACAAAGAAUUGGUUGGUAAGUAUCAUAAAAGAUAGAUUACGGGAUAGCCCACAUCACAAACCAAAGGAAAUUGCCAGUGGCAUUCUUCAUGAUUUUGGGAUUGAGCUAAACUAUACACAAGUAUGGCGCGGCAUUGAGGAUGCCAGGGAGCAACUUCAGGGUUCAUAUAAGGAGUCAUAUAAUCAGUUGCCUUGGUUUUGUGAGAACUUGGCCGAGGCAAAUCCAGGUAGCAAAAUCGAGCUUUUCACUGGUGAUGACAAAAGAUUUGAGCGUCUCUUCAUAUCCUUUCAUGCAUCCAUGCAUGGUUUUCAAUAUGGUUGCCGCCCUAUACUUUUUCUUGAUGCUACAUCUUUGAAAUCAAAAUACCAUGAGACUCUGUUGACAGCAACUUCAGUGGAUGGAGAUGAUGGUUUUUUUCCGGUUGCAUUUGCUAUUGUAGAUACUGAGAACCACAAUAAUUGGAAUUGGUUUUUGAAGCAAUUGAAAUCUAUGGUAGCAACUCCACCAGCACCCAUUACUUUUGUGUCAGACAGAGAGAAAACGUUAGAGAACUUGGUGCUUGAGGUAUUUGAGAAUGCUCACCAUGGUUACGCUAUUUACAACCUUUUGGAGAACUUCAAGAAAAACUUGAAGGGUCCAUUCCAUGGAGAUGGAAAGGGCUCUUUGCCUGGAAGCUUUGUGGCUGUUGCACAUGCAGCCCGGAUGGAUGCAUUUAAAAUGCACAUGGAGCAAAUCAAACGAGUUUCUUCUAAAGCCUACGAUUGGGUAUUACAAAUUGAACCAAAACAUUGGACAAAUGCAUUUUUUAAGGGUGAACACUACAACCAUGUUACGAAAAAUGUCAUGGAGUCGUACACCAGCUGGAUAGAGGAAGUGAGAGAGUUACCGAUUAUACAGAAGGUAGAAAUGCUAAGAUGUAAAAUAAUGGAGUUAUCAAAGACACGCCGAAUGAGUUCAAGUAAAUGGACUUCAAGACUGACUCCGUCUAAGGAGGAAAAACUGGUAAAAGAAACUAAUAAAGCAUUUGGUCUUAAAGUGUUAUUUUCAUCCGAAACCCUAUUUGAGGUUCAUGACGAUUCCAUUAAUGUUGUGGAUAUUGAUAAGUGGAAUUGUAGUUGUCUUGGGUGGAAAGCAACUGAGCUUCCUUGCAGCCAUGCUAUUGCUGUCUUCAACAGCACUGGUAGGAAUGUUUAUGAUUACUGUUCAAGAUACUGCAGUGUUGAUAAUUUCCAUUUAACAUAUGCUGAAUCCAUAAACCCCGUAUUGGCUGUUUUUAAUCCUUUGACUAAUGGAAAAGCUGGUUUGGAGGAUAUGAAUGUACUUCCUCCUUUGACCUCCCGUCCACCAAGUCAACUCAAGAAGAAGGAGACCAAACCCGGAGUGGCCAGAAGAGCAGUUUAUUGUACUAGGUGCAAGGAAGCAGGGCAUAAUAAAGCUACAUGCAAGGCAACCCUAUAGAUCUCUGGAGUUUUCUCUGCAUUUUUACUGUAUAGCUAUCCAACUUUUUUUUUUUUUUUUUUUUUUUGGAGGGUAAUUUCAAAAUAUCUCACUUGAAUGUGCAGUGCAGUUGUCUAUUUUAUUUAGACAGAUACUGUUGAUUUUUUAAAAUUCAGCCCCAUAAUUAUGGGGAAAAAACACUCCAUCUGGAAGUCCAAAAUAUGUCAAUUUCUUGAAUUGUUUAUUUGGUUAUUUUAUUUAAGAAAGACAUGAGCCUUACUGCCUAUUUGUGGCUCUAGUCAACUAACGCACGACAAAUGAAUUUGCCUCUUCAUAAGUGUGCCUUAUAAUACGAAUUGAAAAGUAUCUAAGUUGUCCCU